This is a messenger RNA of Thunnus maccoyii (southern bluefin tuna), 4113 nucleotides long. RefSeq names its product phosphatidylcholine:ceramide cholinephosphotransferase 2-like. The transcript is spliced from 7 exons. Gene Ontology annotation, cellular component: endoplasmic reticulum membrane; Golgi membrane. NCBI's taxonomy places the organism in Eukaryota, Metazoa, Chordata, Actinopteri, Scombriformes, Scombridae. Gene Ontology annotation, biological process: ceramide biosynthetic process; sphingomyelin biosynthetic process. Gene Ontology annotation, molecular function: ceramide cholinephosphotransferase activity; sphingomyelin synthase activity. The record is from RefSeq and is a predicted model, not a curated record. The coding region runs from base 478 to 1629 and encodes 383 amino acids.
CGCGUCGACGGAAGCUGUCGCACCAUAUUUGGAAUGUGAACAGCCAUUGACGGGAGGCGCGAGGACUGACGGUUGCGGGUGGGGGUUCCAUAUACACACACGCAGGCGCUCGCGCUUACGCAGUGAAACUCACAGCACGCGCACAAGCAGAGGAGGAAGAGAAGUUCUGAGCGAAGAAAAAGUGAAGAGAUUUGAGCCGAAGAGGUGAAAUUCUGCCGAUAAAGCGGUCGGUGCUAAAUCAUCCUGAUCGACCAAUCACCUGCCUCCUCUGUGACAUCACCAGCUCAGCUCCUGAUAGACCGAUACUGGAUUAUUGAUUACGCCUGAGCCACAGCAAAGCAGACGACACCUGAUAAAGGAAUAUUUGUGAAGUUUCAGCACAUUAAAGUUUGUUUAUAUUGUGACUGUGGUCAAAUUCUUCCUUAUUGAUCAGACAAUCAAUCAAUAAGUCCUCCUAAAGAGGAGAAAAGGUCAUCAAUGGCAGCUUCAGAGCUGAUCCAGGACAGCGGUGAUAUCCGCCCUCAUGUGGAAGCUGACGUGACCACAACAAACCCCACUUUGCCUCCUCAUCCUCCCAUGGUUGCCAACGGUAACCCGGCUCGCCACGCCACCUCGCCGCCGCUCCCCGGCGACGCCCACGACGGCAAAAACAAGCACGAACGCAGCAAACUGAGCAGUCUGCUGCAGAACCAGCUGAUCCACUCGCUGAGCAGCGGCCUGAGGCGACACUGCGACUACGUGAAGAUCUCCGUGCCGGAGGAGCGCGCCAACCGCCUCCCCAAAGAGUGGUGGAAGACGGGCGUGGCCUUCCUCUACGCCCUCUUCAACCUCUUCUUCACCACCGUCGUCAUCACCAUCGUCCACGAGAGGGUGCCGGACAAGUCGGUGAGCCCGCCGCUGCCCGACAAGUUCUUCGAUUACGUGGACCGAGUCCCCUGGGCCUUCACCGUCACCGAGGUCAACGGGCUGAUCCUGGUCGGACUUUGGUUCGUCCAAUGGAUCUUCCUCAAACACAAAGCUAUCGUGGGUCGUCGCUGUUUCUUCCUGAUCGGGACUCUCUACAUGUAUCGCUGUGUCACCAUGUACAUCACAACGCUGCCGGUGCCUGGAAAACACAUGGUCUGCGCUCCCAAGCUUUACAACAACUCGACCGGGAAGAUCUGGAGGAUUCUGAGGCUGAUAUCAGGAGGAGGUUUGUCUCUGACUGGUUCCCACUUGAUGUGCGGUGACUUCCUGUACAGCGGUCACACCGUCAUGUUGACUCUGUCCUACCUCUUCAUCAAAGAGUACUCUCCGCGCUGGAUGUGGUGGUAUCACUGGUUCUGCUGGUUGCUGAGCGCCUCGGGAGUCGUGUGCAUCCUGAUCGGCCACGAGCACUACAGCAUCGACGUGGUGAUCGGAUACUUCGUCACCACCAGGACUUUCUGGUGGUACCACACCAUGGCCAACACACAUACGCUGCGUCACGCGCCCAGCAACUACCUGUCGAGGACGUGGUGGAACGUGGCCUUCAAUUUCUUGGAAAGGAACGUUCAGACGACGGUUCCCAUCGUGUUCUCGUGGCCGGUGGCGUUGCCUUCCUCCUGCAGGCAGCGGUACAGGAUGGUGGAGGGCGGGAGAGACGAGUGACCGGAGAGGAGAGGAGAUAACUAACCUGCCCUGAGCUGAAUCAGCCUCCAUCCUGAACCACGUGAGUGGACAGAGAAGAGGGCGACGGAGGACUUUAACAUCAGUUUAUUUAUUAAAACCGGCAUUUACACCUCACUGAGGAAGAGGAGAAACUGAAAGGAGGAAGAGGAGGUGUUAUUAAGUUUACAUUAUUAUGACCACCUGGUAUUUAUUUAUCAGCAUGUUUUAUCACCAAAAUGAUGAUAAUAAUACAGUCAGAGGAGGCAGAACAAGGUUUUGACUCCUCUAAGAGGUAAAUUAAAAGCCUCAAUCUGCUUUCAGAAAACAUCAAAAUCUACUUGAUUUUCUUGGACGAUACAAACACAAAUAUUAUUACUGUUAACAUUGACUGUUGUGCAUCAGAAGGACACACAGCAACACAACACAACCUUUUAAAAUACAAGAGAUUAUGAAAGGAACCACAAAUUAAACUUGUGUAAAACACUAUAAGGUUAAACUCAUAACCUGAUAACGGCUUGCGAAUCACUGGAGGUUUACUCACAAUACUUCUUUUGUGUCUUUUGUGUGAUGAUAAACAUCCGUCUUUGUCAAAUUGAAGGUUUAAAUUAGUUACAGAUGUCAUAAAAGUUUGCAAAAGUGCCAGUAAACCAAUUUCAUGGUGCAUGAAUCCAGAUUACUGUCCUGCAAGUUAUGAAAGUUUGAGAGUCCAACAUCUCGAACCUUUGACCUGCUGCAGCUUCUCAGAUGGACGUAAGUUUUAUGGUCUUCAGCCAACAGGAUGCUGCUCAAACACCAACAGAUCAACCAACUGAACUGGUGAAAAGCAUCUUUCACACACAAGGCCAAUGAAAUUCCUCUUAUCAACAACAACAAACUUUAUCUGAUUUAACAGAACAGGAAUUAGUCAAGGUUACUUAGUGCUCACUAAGGUAACAAUACGUCAUUUUGACGUUUUGAUUUUUCAGAAUUAUUAACAGGUUUUCCUACUAAAUCAUUUUAAUCAUUUAACAGUUGUACAAACUAAAUAUGAUUAUAUUUACAGGACAGAUGGUGGGAUAAAGAUCGCUGAAAAGGAGCAGUCUUUCCAGGAUUUCUUUUCUUUUGGUAGAAAGUCGGUCUAGCUUUAGCAACAGCUGUGUAGCCAAGAUGGCUGCCACAAAAAACAAUUUGUGGCUUUGAUUCCUGCAGUCAGAACUUGACACGUCUGGAUUUGUUAACAAUGAAAAUGUCAUUAAAACCAAAGUUGAUUUGUUGCCAACAACUUUCAUUUGAAGAUUUAGACUUUUACUCAGACUUGCUGUGGAGAGAAGAUUUUGGGGGUUAGCCGCCCGCUAGCUCAUUGACCUAAACGAUUGUUUUGAUAAUGCCAACGGUAAAUUUGACACCUACCAGCAAAGAGAAAAGUUUAAAUAUUAUUAUUGCUGAUUAUUAUCGUUUUGUCAUAAUUGCCAGAAAUAAGCACCAAAGCUAAACUGCUAGCUACAGCAGCAGUUCACAAUGCUAACAGCACAAGGCUCAAAAGCACAAAGCUUUGGUCGUUGUCACUGAGUUGUGUGCCGUUAGCCACAUGCUAGCUCAUAAUAGCGUAGAACUAUUUUGAUGUUUGUCAUCCAUUAAAGCUAAAUGUAUCACCUCCCAACCAAGAAAUCUGAGACUAAAUGUUUAAACAUUGAGAUGAUUUACUGUUUGUUCUGAAAGCUAGCCAUGUUUUUUUGGACCGAAGCUGAACUGCUAAUGACUUAACAUUCAUGGUGCUAAUAGCAGUUGGGUCUUCAUUAAUGUGGGAGUGGAAGCUUGUGUCAUUUAAUUAGGUUAAAUUAGCCACAUGCUAGCUCAUUAUUCAUAACAAUUGUUUUGAUGAUGCCAACUAAAUAAAUAAAGGUUUAAAAUACAUGAGAGGUAAAUGAACAACCGUCCAACAAAGAAAACUGAGACUAAAUAUUUAAACACUGAGAUUUUUUCUCAGUUUGUUUCAUAAACUAGUCAGAGAUUCAAGACCAAAUCUACUGAUUGCUAAAUUGCUGGCGAUCUUAACAUUACCAGCGCUAACUUGAGCUUGAUUGUCAUCAGUGUGAGAGUUCUUGAGCAUCGUUGUAUAUAUCUGUCUAUACUUGAUUAUUGUUAAGUUAUAUUUUCAUGUCAAAAUGAGUAAGUGAGACACUGAGCUCACGGUGGUUGUUUUCGUUUUUUUUUACUGUCUUAUUUUUUUUUUUUUCUUUAUUAUAAAAGGAAUCAAUGAAAUAACAGUCUUUAAACUUUGGAUUUCACUAAGAGUCCCUGAAAACUGCUGCUGAUUUAAAGUCGGACUGAUGAAGGCUGCCGUUCCAUAAAGCUACAGUUACUUGUAUAAAAGUGUUACCCAAUGCUUUCUACAACAGUUUGUUUUUCUCAGAGUCCCAGUAUGUCUUUAUUCAUUAUGUUUGCUGACUUGAACACAUUGUCACAAUCUGUUUCCUUUGAUAAUAAAUAAAUUAUUUUCAAGAA